AUGGCGGACAACAUCAAGAAGACGGCCAAAGAAGAGGCCAGCAGAGUCCAGCAAAUCGCCAAUGAGGGUGUGAGGUCUGGCGCAUACAUCUACCCUAUCAAGGGCAUCUUCUACCUCCUCUCCCACAAGGAGCUGCGCAAGCCACUGUUUUCACGCCUGAUCCCGACCAUGACCUUGGGUGCUGGUAUCACAACACUCAUGUUCUUGUUUACCUAUCUCCCACAGCUGGCAGUCCUGAUCUUCACAUCCGGACCGAUCGCGGCACUCGCUACCAUCCUGCUGGUCCUGUCCGAGUCCAGCACUCUCACCAUGGUGCUUUCAAAGACUCUCCUCAUCGAAGACGCCCUUAUCGACACCUUCGAUGCAACUCUCGUUCAGCGCGGCCAGACCGCCCUAGUCGAGAAGCAACGCACAGUCAAGGGCUCCGGCGUCGGCGACGCCUUCCAACGCCUUGGCAAGCUCGCCACCAAGCCGUUCGCCAAGUUCUCGCCCCAGGCCAUCAUCAAAUACCUGAUGUACCUGCCACUCAACUUUAUCCCAGUGGUCGGAACCGUCAUUUUCGUCAUCCUCCAAGGCCGCAACUAUGGUCCAUCCUCGCACGCUCGCUACUUCCAGCUCAAGGGCAUGAACAAGUCCCAGCAGGAGAAGUACAUUGAGGCCCGCAAGGCCGCGUACACUGCUUUUGGUAUUCCGGCUGUGCUUCUGGAGAUGAUCCCGGUGGCUGGCAUCUUUGCGGCCUUCACCAACACUUGUGCGGCUGCCUUGUGGGCCGCUGAUCUGGAAAGCAAUCAGGGAACUGCGCAGAACUUGCGGGAAGAAGUGGAGAAGGCGAGCAAGGGUGAUUAG
Messenger RNA from Fulvia fulva, 846 nucleotides. RefSeq names its product Outer spore wall protein RRT8. Gene Ontology annotation, cellular component: lipid droplet; prospore membrane; ascospore wall. NCBI's taxonomy places the organism in Eukaryota, Fungi, Ascomycota, Dothideomycetes, Mycosphaerellales, Mycosphaerellaceae. The transcript has 2 exons. The record is from RefSeq and is a predicted model, not a curated record. The coding region runs from base 1 to 846 and encodes 281 amino acids.